AUGAAUGAAACAUAUUAAAAUCUGGUUUAAUAGUUUUUUGAAAAAUUGAAAAAAGGGCUUCCACAAAAGCUAAAUUAUUUUAAAGAGACAAUUACUAAAUUCUAAGGUUAAGAUAAAUCCUAUUUUGGAGAUCAUUUAAUUGCAUUCAAAUAAGGAAUGUAAAUCAAAUCAAGUAAAAUUAAGGAAUUGACUUUAACAACCUUAAUUGUAAAUUCUUAUUACAUAUUAGAACUUAGUAUCAAAAGGCUAUAUUGAUGGGUGCUUAUUAGACAAUACAGAUAACUUUUAAUAAUAUGAAACAAUGGAAAUAACAGACACUGCAAGUAAAAAAAAAGAAUAGCCAAUAAAUGUGAUUGAAUCACUAAUACAUUUAGUUUAAUAAUGUUUGGUGGAAAAGGAUGAAAUAAUUUCAUUAGCAUUAAAAUUAUUGAUAUCACUUGUAAUGAAUCCUUAUUGUAAUAUGUAAUAUCAUGAGCUAACGAAAAUCAUUAAAACUAUCGUUUAUAUUUAUGCACAAUCAAAGUCAUAAAAUAUUGAUAGAUUAUGCAAAAGCAUUUUCUUAUAAAUUAUUUUGAUAACAUUUCAAGGAAGUAAUUGUGAGAGUAUUGUCAAAAUAACAUUAGAUAAUAUAAUUAAUAAAGUUUCAGAUAUAAAAUAAUGCUAAUAUUGUGGUAAAUAAGGUAAGUUUGAAUGUAGAUAAAAUAAAGUAACUGUGUGUUCUUAUGGAUGUAAGAAAUAUAUUUAAGAAACAUUGGAAUUAAAAUAAAAAAAUUAUGAAAAUGCAUAGAAUAUCUUUGAUUUAUUAAUAAGACUCUUAUCUCCUAAAUAAUAAUUUCAAUAAUUAAGAAAUUAGAUUAUUUUAUUAGAAGGAAUUUAUUUUAUAUGUGAUAAUUAUGAUCUUUCAGUUGAUACUUAAAGUAUAUACAAUUUAAGUUAAUAUUUAUUGAAGUUUUGUUUAUAAAAUGAAUACUAAUUAUAUUCUUUAAGUUUUAAAAUAUUUUAAAGAUUAGCAUUCAGCAAACAUAAAGAAAUGAUUAACUAAAUAAAUAUUUUUAUUAAUUAAAUCUAUAUUAGUGUUCUAAUUAACAAAAAUACAACAGAUUAACAUAAAUUAACAACAUUAGAAUCAUUAUGUAAUAUCUUUUAAAGAAAACAUGCCUCACUUGAAUUUUAUUUGAAUUAUGAUUGUAGUAUAAAACAUGAAUUUUUAAUGGAAAAUAUCAUCAAUACAUUGCAUAAUAUCUUUUAACAAAAUGAAUAAUUUAGACUAGUAAUUACACAAAUAUAUCAAGCUAUUAUUAUGGGUAUAGAAUAAACUUUUAAUGAAAAAGCAAUCAGUAAUUCUUAAUAAGAAUAAUAAUAGCCUUAAGAUAUUGAUGAAACUGUAUUUAUAAAUUAAUUAGAGAUGUAAAGAUAAUAAAAAUAAGAAAUAUAAAAAGGAGUAGAAAUCUUCAAAAAAAAUCCUGAGAAAGGAGUAUCAUUUUUAAUUAAAGCAAAUAUUUUAUAAGAUGAUCCAAUUUCAAUUGCUAGAUUUUUAAUUGAAAAUAAAAGUUUACCUAAAGAGUCUGUUGGAUAAUAUUUAGGUGGUCAUCAUCCAAUCAAUAUAUAGGUAUUAAGUGAAUAUACCAAUUUUUUGAAAUUUCAUGAUUUAUCAGUUGAAUAAGCUUUAAGAUAAUAUUUAGAUUUAUUUACUUUACCACCUGAAUCUUAAUAGAUUGAUAGAGUUGUAUAAAAGUUUGCAGAUAAAUUCUAUGAAGAUAAUUAAAAUAAUUAGAAUUUUCAUUUUAAAUCUAGUAGCAGCAUUUAUACUUAUACUUAUCUUUUAGUUAUGUUAUAAACUGAUUUGCAUAAUCCAAAAGUUGUUGAAAAAAUGAAAUUAACAGAUUUCAUUAAAUUAGCUAGAUAAAUAAAUGAUGGAGAAGAUUUACCAUAAGAAUAUCUAACUAUAACUUAUCAAUCAAUUUAAAAAAAUCCACUUGCAGUUAGAGAAACUAAUACACCUAUGAAUCAAUUAACACCUAAUUAAUAUUAGAAGUAGAUGGAAGAACUUUUAAAGAAGAUUAGAGAAUUAAUAAAAAGAUAAUCUAAUUCUAAUUAUAUUUAAAUUGAUUAAGAAACAAUUUUAUUAUCAAAGGGUCUUCUUGAAUCAUUUUCAAGCAAAUUCUUAGAUAUAUUAUUAGUUACUUAUGAAACUACUCCUAAUGGUGAUAAUUUAAUUAAAAGUAUUCUCUAAUUAAUUAAAUUGUCUUCAAAAUUAUCUAUGAAAAUUGAAAAUCUUGUUUAAGAUGUUUUAAAAGUAGGUUUAAAUAGUUUAAAAAAAGGAAGUACUAUGUUAAUGAUUGGUUUAUUAUCUAUAAUUCCAACAAUUGGUAAUUCAUUACAUGAAUAAGGAUGGAAAUGUGUUUUAGAGGCUUUAAGUUAAAUGGAUGAAUUAAGAUUAUUAGAUUCAGAUCAUACAGAAAAAGUCUUUAUGUGUUCAAAAGAUUUAGAUAAUUAAUCUAUUGAGGAAUUUAUUAUUUAAUUAUGCUAAUUAUCAAAAUAUGAAAUCUUUUAAAAACAUAGAAUAUAUUCAUUAUAAAAACUUGUUGAAGUUAGUGAUUAUAAUAUGGAUAGAGUAAAAGUAAUAUGGAAUAGAUUAUGGUCUAUUGUAAGUUAGCAUAUUUAAGAAGCUGUUUCAUUUAGAGUUAAAAAAAUAACUAUAUUUGCUGUUGAUUCAUUAAAAUAAUUAAAUAUCAAAUUUUUAUAAAAAGAAGAAUUGUAUAAUAUACAAUUUUAAAGAGAGGUAUUAACUCCAUUUGAAUUAAUCUACAAUAAUAGUGAUUUCGAUGAAAAAGAGUUUGUAUUAUUAUGUUUAAAACAAAUCCUUUAACAUAGUAAAACUUAUAUAAAAAGUGGAUAUAAAGUAAUAUUUAAUUUAAUUAAUCUUGGAUUAAAAGAAGAAAAUGAAACACUUUCAAAAUUAGCAUUUGAUCUAUUAAAAUUUAUAGAAAUAUAAGAAUUGAUAUUAAUUGAUUUAAUAUAAACAUAUUAGAUAUUAGGUAAAAAAGAUAAUGAAAAUAUGGCAAUUAAUUCAAUUGAAUUUGUAAAAUAAUGUUAACGUUUUAUGAUAACUUAAGAGUAAUAAACAUUAUAGGUUCCUCUUUUAGGAAUUCUAUCAAAUUUAGCAGGUGAUAAAAGAAUUUAAAUAUAAACUUAAGCAGUAGAAACAUUAUUUUAUAUUUUAGAAGAGAAAGGUAGUUUAUUUAAUGAAGAAUAUUGGAUUAUGAUAUUUUCUUCUGUUUUGAGACCCAUAUUUGAUGAAAUUUAAUUUACUUUAAGUACAAAUCCAGAAUUAAAUUAAUAUUGGUUUAAAGAUAGUUGUCAAAAAGUAUUUUAAAAUAUUUCAAGUUUAAUAAAGAAACAUUACACAAAAUUAAAAGGAUAAUUACCAGAUUUUCUGAAAUUAUUUUAGAAUUGUAUUCAAAAUUAAAAUGAAAAAUUAGCUUAAUUAAGUAUAUAAGCAUUUAAAAUGAUGAUAAUGGAGAAAGGUUUAUAAUUUGAAUAAAAAGAUUGGGAAUUAAUAUUAUUAUUUAUUUAAUAAAUGCUAAAAUAUACAAUACCAACUAAACUUAAAGAUAUUGAUUAAUCUAUAAUAAAAUAAGAAUAAUAAUUUACUCGAAAACUCUAAAGAUAAAAAUCAUUAUAAAGUGUUACCAAUAAUAUUAUUAAUGAAUGUUAUAGUCAAUGUGCUGCCUAAUUAUUAUUAAUUUAAACAAGUAAAGAUAUUUGUGAACUUUAUCAUCAAAAUUGGAAUCUAAAUUAAUUGGAUAAUCUAGAAAAUACAUUUUAUGAAUCUUAUUAAUUUGCAAAAUUAUUUAAUUAAUAAAUUGAACAAAGAUACAAUAUUUGGAAAUCAGGAUUUAUGCAAGAUAUGAAUGUAUUACCUGGUUUACUUCGACAAGAAAGAGAAGCAUUUUCUUGUAUGAUAAUGAUUAUUUAAUUUAAAAUGGAGAUUUUAAAAUAAGAAUAAUUAAAAAUAUAAAAACAUAAUUAAUUAUAAUCAAAUGAAGAAUCAUUAAUUAAAGAAUAAUAAUUUAAACAAUAAUAUGAAAUAGUUUUAAAUAGAUAUUUACAAAUAUUAUUAGAUUCAAUUAAAUAAUUUAAUUACAAACAUAUCUAAUUUAUUAAUUAAUAAUAAGAAAUUGGUGAAGAUCCUCUUAUUAAAAUUAAAUAAUAUGAAACAGAAAGAGAUAUGUAAAAUCUUAGAACACUAUUAGAUGUUUCUAUUUUACCAAAAAUAUUAUUAUUAAGUGAUUAAGAGGUAAUAUUAAUUUUAUUAAUUUAGAUUAAACUCAAAUUAAAUGAAUUUUAUGAAUAAUUAUUAAAUGCAUGUAGUUUUGUAAGUGAAUACUGUGUAUUAUAAAUGGGAUGUUAGGAUUGUAAAAAAUGUGUUAGAUGUUUAAAUUAAUAAAAGAAUAAUUUAUUUUUUCAAAUUAAGAAAUGCUUACUAAAAUUGUUUGAGUUAAAAUGA
Molecule: messenger RNA, 4510 nt
Organism: Paramecium pentaurelia
Lineage: Eukaryota; Ciliophora; Oligohymenophorea; Peniculida; Parameciidae
Source: the annotation of a GenBank genome assembly